Molecule: messenger RNA, 2840 nt
Organism: Acanthochromis polyacanthus (spiny chromis)
Lineage: Eukaryota; Metazoa; Chordata; Actinopteri; Pomacentridae
Gene: unc119a2
Product: unc-119 homolog b (C. elegans)
Exons: 5
Coding region: 440-1198 (252 amino acids)
Biological process (GO): negative regulation of clathrin-dependent endocytosis; mitotic cytokinesis; negative regulation of caveolin-mediated endocytosis
Cellular component (GO): centrosome; intercellular bridge; spindle pole
Molecular function (GO): lipid binding
Source: RefSeq, a predicted model, not a curated record
UCUGCUCUGUCGUUGCGCAGACUGUGCGCAGAAGCAGCAGCCGAGACGCUCCCCCUCCUCGAGGGCUGCAGCCAUCUGCCGCCUCUUUUUCAGUUUCAAACCAGCACAUUAUGACGUCUGGCUUCACUUGACACAACCGAAACAAACGUCUCCGAGAGCAGCUGUCUGCGCAGAAAAGCAGCAAAAGAAGAAGAAGAAAAAAACAUUAAAGAAAGAAAAAAAGCAGACGCUCGCUCUGCGCAACGAGAGCCGCGGCCGUUUGCGACCCGGAGACAGACUGACUGAGCGGAGGAUCAUCAAGACGAAGAGGAUUUGAAUUAAGCAGAUAACGGACAGCAACUCUGCAUCCUUCGGUGAGGGAGGGAGGGGAGGAGGCAACUGUUUUGUAGCUAUCUUGGAAGCCCUGGGUGAGGAGAGAGGGGGGGAGGAGGAGCGGAGAAUGAGCUAUUCUUGUACCAGCAGAGGCAACAGCCAGGACCCGUCAAGCGCUAAGAAGCCUGCCGGUGGUAAUCCGGCCAGAGACGCUGGAGGCACCGACGGCGGCACAGACAGCACUGGUAACGGCAGCCCGAAGCAGACGAUGAAAGUGAAGAAAGGCUGCAACGAGGUGGGGGUCCCGGUGACCACGGAGGAGGACCUGCUGGCCAGUGCCGUGAUCACUCCGGAGGAUGUUCUGGGUCUGCAGAAGAUCACAGAGAAUUAUCUGUGCAGCCCAGACGAGAACAUUUACAACAUCGACUUCACCAGGUUUAAGAUCAGAGACAUGGAGACCGGCACAGUGCUGUUUGAAAUCACCAAACCUCCGUCCACAGAUAAAGCAGGAGAGAAGAGGGAUAUCGACCCAAACGCUGGUCGGUUUGUCCGUUACCAGUUCACCCCCGCUUUUCUGCGACUGCGGCAGGUUGGAGCAACCGUUGAGUUCACCGUCGGAGAUAUGCCAAUAGAAAACUUCAGGAUGAUCGAGAGACAUUAUUUUAGAGAGAAGUUGCUCAAGAGUUUUGACUUUGAGUUCGGCUUCUGCAUGCCCAGCAGCAAGAACACCUGCGAACACAUCUACGAGUUCCCACCUUUGUCCGAGGACAGCAUCAGGGAGAUGAUCCUGCACCCGUACGAGACGCAGUCCGACAGCUUCUACUUUGUGGACAAUAAGCUGGUGAUGCACAACAAAGCAGACUACUCGUACAACGGCGGGACGUAGAGACGACACGGCGGCGCGAGACACGGGUGGAUUUACGGACUGGAGUUAACAUCCCGUCAAUCCAGCGGUGUCUCUUUUCUCUCCUUAUUUCUGUCUUUCUCUGUUUUCUUUCUCCUGCUGAGGGAAUGCCAUCCAGAAAACAUCCACACAGACGUGUUGGUUACCUGUAUGUGUGUGUCUGAACACAAACACACACAGGGAUGGACACAGUUUGCAGUGUGAGUGUGUGUGUGGCGUGAUAAACCAGCAACUUUUUAGAUGGUUUUUGCUCUUCAGAUAUUGAUAGAAAAUUUUUUUUUUCAUUCCUGUACAUGUUAGCAUCUAAGAACGUGUGUUUUUAGGACUUUUUGGGGGAAAUCAUUUCUCAGAUUCAGUGAGUGUGUUCGUGUGUGUGUGUACUUUUGUUUUUCUUGUGAGUGUGUAUACUUUGUAUGAUUGUCUGUGUGUGUCAGUUCAAAGCAUGACUACUGCUCUGGGGAAAAUAUAUUCAUUUAAAUGUUAAAAAAAUGUGAUCAUCUGGUUUGCAAAAGGUCAAAUAGAUUUCCAAAAUCUGUUGGCGCCUUUUCUACUCAGUAGGUAGUCGGUAGUUAUUUUUAAUUUAUCAUUUCCUUCCCGAUCUCUUUGUUCCUUAUUUAUUUCUUGACCUAUAUUAACCAUAGGGAGUGCGUGUGUUUAUUGUAUCCUCUCAAAGCACAACAUCUUUACAGAGCCGACGAUUAUAAAGAUGAGCCGAUAUGACCGUGAACGUACUUUGUCAUCUGUGCACCGACUGUUCUUCUCCUGCCUCGUGUCGCUUAGUUUAGUUGAUAAAGACGUUGUAAAGGAAUUCUUGGUUGUCUCAGGAGAGAAGAAGGUGGAGGAAUGUAGCAGAAGUCAUUAAAAGAACAAAUCACGAUUACAUCUUUUUGUGUUUGUCCUUGUCACGUCUCGUAUAAACAUUUUCUCAUUCUCAGUGUUAUCAGAUUUCUGCCUCUCAUAUGUUUCGUUGUUUUCACUCAUUCCAGUGGUUUGGACCUGAGCGUGCUAAUCUGUUGUUGGUCUGAAGGCAUUUAUUAACCGAACUGUCUCUGGAUGCCUCGAAACUGUAAUAUGCACAACCUUUUCUCUGUCGCCAUCUGUGCUGAGACACAACCCGACUCAAGACUAUCCAAACUGGUCUUUUGCUUCAUCGUUUCCUCACAUACUUUCUGAUUUGAUGCACUUGAAUGUCAGUUUGUGCAACUGACAAUUUAAAUUAUUUGAAUUUAAACUGCAGUGCGUUCAAACAAAUGGUGGUUCACGAGGAAAGAGCAGCCGAUCAAAAGGAAAUUAUGUCAAUGCACCUGCACAAAAACAAGGUGGGCAUUGAUUAAAAAUGAUUGGAAAUUGAUCGGCUUUGUUGUUUUGGGCCUGAACAAUUUGCACAAGAGACAAAUGUGUUAAAGUAGUGAACUGAACUGGAGGGGGCUAAACAUCAGAGAUUAAACUGAUUGACUUGAAUGUUUUGUCACAAAAAAUGUAACACAGAUACGUAGAACAGAUUUAUAUAUGACCGACUGUGACUCAUGCAAAUUAUUUUGAACUCGUGUAAAGUUUUUGACAAGUCAAAAGUUGGUGAGGCUGAACAAAAGUAAAAUAAAGAUUUAUGGAACUUUUUGAAGUA